Molecule: messenger RNA, 1440 nt
Organism: Plasmodium inui San Antonio 1
Lineage: Eukaryota; Apicomplexa; Aconoidasida; Haemosporida; Plasmodiidae
Exons: 1
Coding region: 1-1440 (479 amino acids)
Source: RefSeq, a predicted model, not a curated record
AUGGAAGAAUCAGAUAGAGGGGCACCCCCGUCUUCCAACGGUGCAGCCACCCCCGACAUGGAGCGGCUCCUGGUGAGGUACAAAAAUCUGGGGACUAAAGACAAAGUCAAGCUAAUCACCACUCACUUACGCAAUGUGAAAGAUGCAGACGUGAGUUUGAUAUACAAUUUCGCGAGAGAGAGGCAGCCCAUGAGGGGAGUCAUCCAAAAGGAACAAGACAAACAGGAAGAGCGGCACGAGCAGCACGAACGGGAAAGGAAAAGAAAGUUAAAAAUAGUUAAGUUGCAGAAGCCACCAUUCAUGCAACAAAGAAGUGGUAAACAAACCUCGCGAAAUAAUCUGUCCUUCAAAAAUGACUACAACAGUGACGAAUACGUGGACUGCUUGGAGAAGGAGCAGCAGCUGAAGGGGGCAGAGCAGUACACACUGAUUGAGGACCUGUACAAGGCAUACAUUUACAGCAGAGCUUUCGCGGCUUUGUCUAACCAGUACAGGACGAGACAUACCAUAUCGAAUGACUUCCUCCACGUGAUGAUUCGCGCGAUGAAGAGUUCCAUCCUCGAGAGAGUAAAUCCCACGCUGGUGAACGAGUUUGCUCAUUUCACCAAUCCGUAUAUGCUCAUGAAACAUGCCUUAGAAAAUUUUAUCCUCCAUCGACAUGUAAAGAACCCGUAUGAGGAGUCGCUCAUUUGUGAGCAUCUCAAGAGGAAGACUCAUAUGAACGUUUUAAAGUUAGACAGCGCUGAGGUGCCCGUGGAGGUCUAUGAACCUCUGGCUUCCUUUCGUGGGGACAUAAAUUACAACUACGAUGUGCGGGAGAAGUUCGCCAAUAUCAUUCGCACGCAGCUAGACAUCCUUGGCGUGGUUACAGGGGGAGCCACUGACACGAUGAGCAACUUUGGGGGUGAUGACGCUACACGUAGCGAGUCCAAUUCCGACCAACUGAACGACGUGCUACGAAUCCUGCCUGAGAACGCGCGUGCGCCAUUCCAAAAUUACCCCUUCGAUAACCUCAAGGCGUUGAAGACGAAAAUGAGAAAAAAGUACAUGGGGGGAAUCAAAAACAGCAAGCCGAUCAACGUGGAAGACGAAGAGCUCAGCCAUAUGCGGUAUCCAAACCUACAGUCCGUUGCGCAUUCCUUGCCAGCGGAUCCUAAAUAUAGAGCCAACGUCAUACACGCAAUUAAGGUUUUGGAGCGAUCCAAGCAUUGGGAUCACGCCAGUAAAAUUAAAGCUAUAAACACCCUAGUCGACGUCUGGAAUGAUAUGCAUUCCAGUGAUCACUAUGAGAAUUUGAUGGAUAAGUGCCUCCCCGUUAUUUACACGAAAGACAUGCUGCGCAAAACGAAGACUCGCCAGGAGACAUACAACCGAGGGCUCGUCUACUUGCAGUCCCUCACCACGCAGAAGCCGCUGGGCGCGCGCCAGAGAAAGGGGUAA